Messenger RNA from Fusarium mangiferae, 729 nucleotides. RefSeq lists its product as uncharacterized. The transcript is spliced from 3 exons. Gene Ontology annotation, molecular function: RNA binding. The coding region runs from base 1 to 729 and encodes 242 amino acids. NCBI's taxonomy places the organism in Eukaryota, Fungi, Ascomycota, Sordariomycetes, Hypocreales, Nectriaceae. The record is from RefSeq and is a predicted model, not a curated record.
AUGGCUUCCAGGAUGCCCAUCUCCACUGUAUACGUCCAAAAUCUCGAAGAGCGCGUCAAGCUUGAUGCAUUGGUAGACGCCUUGAGAACAGUUUUCGCAGAGUUCGGCAAUAUUGUUGACAUUGUGGCGAAGAAGAAUCUGCGUGCCAAAGGGCAGGCAUUUGUCGUCUAUGAUAACCCUGAAAGUGCCCAAGAUGCUGUUACUGAAAUCGAUGGGUUCGAGCUUUUCGGCAAACCUAUGAAAGUUGCUUUCGCGCGAACGCAUAGCGACAAGACCGUUGAAUUAAAGGGCAACCAGGAAGACCUCGAGCAGCAUAAGCGCCAUCGGCAGGCUGAGAAGGACAAACGCAAGGCCCUUGAGUCUGCAGAAGAGCAGAGACAAAUCAACAAGCGAGGGCCUGGCUCAGUCAACGACAACCGACCUGCAAAGGCAGCGAAAUCAGGUCUCAAGUCCACCAGCGCCGCAGCAUCGGGCAGUGUGCUUGACGAGUUCCUUCCUCCCAACAAAAUUCUUUUCGUCCAGAACUUCCCCGAAGACUAUGACAUCGAGACUUUGACCAGCGUGUUCGGCCGAUUUGACGGAUUUCGUGAGGUUAGGCUGGUACCUGGUCGUCGUGGUAUCGCAUUUGUCGAAUACGAGGCGGAACAAGGCGCUAUAACUGCCAAAGAAAACACGGCUGGUUUACACUUGGGAGACAAACCCAUCAAGGUCACCUACCAGCGACAGUGA